GUCUGUGUGUGCGUGUGCGUGUGUGUGUGUGUGUGUGUGCGUGUCAGCGAUAAGUCGGCAGCAGAGAAGCGGCGUCAGUUGAUCCAGGAGUCCAAGUUCUUGGGAGGUGACAUGGAGCACACUCACUUGGUGAAAGGUCUGGACUUCGCCCUGCUGCAGAAGGUGAGAGCUGAGAUCACCAGCAAGGAGAAGGAAGAAGAAGACAUGAUGGAGAAGGUCCAGAAAGAAGCCAAGAAGGACGUGGAGCCCGAGGAGAAGAUGGAGUUUAAGACUCGUCUGGGCAGGAACAUCUACCGCGUGGUGUUCAGGUCCGGCGUGACCGAGAGGAACGAGCUCUUCCUGCCUGGCAGGAUGGCGUACGUGGUCGACCUGGACGACGAGUUCACCGACACCGACAUCCCCACCACGCUGAUCCGCAGCAAGGCGGACUGUCCCAGCAUGGAGGCUCAGACCACCCUGACCACCAACGACAUCGUGAUCUCCAAGCUGACUCAGAUCCUGUCCUACCUCAGGCAGGGAACCCGCCACAAGAAGAUCAAGAAGAAGGACAAAGGUAAACUGGAUGAUAAGAGAGCUCCAGAGGCUGAUCUCAGUAUCUUUGAGGACAUCGGGGACUAUAUCCCGUCCACCAAACCCACCAAAGAGAAAGAGCGUCACCGGGACAGAGACCGGGAGCGUGACCGUGACGACGACACCAAGAGCCGCAGACACGCCUACUUUGAGAAACCGCGAGGCGACGAGCACCAGGUGAUGGAGGUGGACACAGGUCCAGGAUCAGUCAGAGACCAGAUCAAGAUGAUCAAUGAGAAGUUUGCAGGAGCAGCGGGCAGCCAAUGGCAGAGCCAGGAGCCUGGCUCUCAGAGGAGAGACUCCAGUAAGGAGCAGCUGGGAGAUUUUUUUGGAGGAUCAAACUCAUACGCAGAGUGUUACCCUGCUACGAUGGACGACCUGGCCGUGGACAGUGAUGAAGAGGUGGACUACAGUAAGAUGGACCAGGGCAAUAAGAAGGGUCCUCUGGGCCGCUGGGACUUCGACACUCAGGAGGAGUACUCAGAUUACAUGAACAACAAGGAGGCGCUGCCCAAGGCUGCCUUCCAGUACGGCAUCAAGAUGUCUGAAGGCAGGAAGACACGACGUUUCAAAGAGACCAAUGAGAAGGCAGAGCUCGACCGCCAGUGGAAGAAGAUCAGCGCGAUCAUCGAGAAGAGGAAGAAGAUGGAGGCUGACGGGGUCGACGUGAAGAGACCAAAAUACUGAAGACGCCCCGCAGACCCAGCAGCUAAAUCGAUCGUGUAUCGAUCGGCUUCAUGUUAGUUUAGAAACAUGUAAAUGUACAGAGAUGCUGUGAGGUCAGAGGUCACUGACCCUGAUAAGUGUGUAUUGUUAUUGAUUAGCUGUUCUUAUUGGUCAGUUUGUUUUGUGAGAAUAAAAACAUCCAAACAUCU
Pundamilia nyererei is the source of this 1445-nucleotide messenger RNA. It is a transcript of the gene ik, whose product is annotated as IK cytokine. The annotation marks the transcript as partial. The transcript is spliced from 15 exons. The record is from RefSeq and is a predicted model, not a curated record. NCBI's taxonomy places the organism in Eukaryota, Metazoa, Chordata, Actinopteri, Cichliformes, Cichlidae.